CAUGUCGUCAUUGAGUAAAGACUGACGAAUUGCUCCAAUCGUUUGUUGGGGAGAUGUGAUAAAAGCUAAAUGAGUGACAGCGGAAGCUACGAGUGACAUUGCUCUGCCAUAAGUCUUUGAACCCAACCUUGAUUUUCUGAACUUUGUACUCCCGUUAGUGUGCGCGAUCCUGUGUGCGUUUCUCGACUUAAGGCAAGCGCGCUUCGUGGACGCGCUUUCAGCCGCACGGGGACGCGCUAAGCAGUGCAGAUGUGUCGCAGAUUUGAAAACUCACUGUACAGAAGGAGAGGGCAAAUAUCAGGAAAUGAAUCGGUAAAAAAAACAUUUGAAACAGAAACAAACCAACGGUUCUGCGAGGAGGGGAGUAGUUGGGGUGGAGUGUUGCGUUUCUGAAACGUGUCAGCCUGGAUUUUCAAUUUAUAACUACUUUGUGAAGGAACAGGACUAUCCAGGCAAACGGCGAACAUUAACAUUGAACGUGACGUGUGUGUACAGAGCACGGCACAACAGUGAUGGAACUGUCAGCUAUAGGCGAACAAGUGUUUGCCGUGGAAUCGAUAAUCAAGAAGAGAGUUAGAAAGGGGAAUGUGGAAUACUUACUGAAGUGGAAAGGAUGGCCUCCUAAGUACAGCACAUGGGAACCAGAGGAGCACAUUCUGGACCCUCGGCUAGUUCUGGCCUAUGAGGAGAAAGAGCAGAAGGACAGGGCGAUUAGCUACCGGAAGAGAGGGCCCAAACCUAAGAGGCUCCUCCUGCAGAACAUCUACACCAUGGACCUCCGCAGUGCCCACAAGGCCUCGGAGAAGCCGCCCGCUCGCCUGCGCCUCUCCCUCACCCGCUCGCUGGACCCUGGGCCGGGGUCCUGCGGGGAGCAGUCCCGGGCGAGGGGAGGGGGGCUGUACCGACGGCUGGCUCGGCGCAAGAACAAGCAGAGGGCGUCCCGAUUCCUGCGCCUCGCCCCUCCUCCCCGACCCCCUACACCCACACUGGACCCCCCGGAUGAGGACUGGGGUGGGAGGGAGGAGGAGGAGGAGGAGGAAGUGGAGGUGGAGGAGGAAGAGGAGGGCAGACAGGAUGCAGAGAGAGUUCCAGACUUGCACAGAGACACUCAGUCUGGCUCAAGCAGAGCGGAGGAUUGGAGCCCCUCGGAGGAGCCUGAGGACGUGACCGUGACCGCGAGGUCGGAGAGCUGGAGCCCCGUGAUUGGCCCGGGGGAGGUGACCGUGACCGACGUCACCAUCAACUCGCUGACAGUGACUUUCAGGGAGGCCUUGGCGGCCAGAGGGUUUUUCCGCGGCUGGGGUCUGGAGUCCUGAUGAAGAGAGAGAGAGGGGGACAUGGGAGGGACCCUGGAGAGAGGGGAAGAGGGAGAUUGAGAAGGCGGGCUUGCUUGGUCUUACCCUCUCAUGUGGUCUUACAUACCUCCUGAUUUCUUCAGAGCUGUCAAUCAGUAGACCCCUCCCCCCUCUCUUUUGGUUCAUACGUCAUAUACGACAAACCUGUCUUCUCCAUCUCUCGCUCUCUCAUCUUUUUGACAUCCUCUUCCUCUCCUGACUUCCACCCGUUCAAUGCAUGCUUGAUACAGCAUGUACACCCGCACUUGGCAUUCUGGUGUACAAUCACAGUUGAACAUGUUAUCUUUACCCUGGCAGUGCUAAAAUGCCCUUCUGCUGUGUGUUUACACUGGGAUUCAAAUUCAUGGCGAGCUGUAGGAUGUAGCCAGCCUAAGAGCUUCAAACAUUACUGCUUAAAAACAAAUCAAAACAUAGAUAGAAAAAUCACAAGGACUGAUGAAGGCAGCCAUUUUUGAUGGCUUUUAUUUUGCAGAGCACAUCAUUUUAAUUCUGCUGAGGACAUUAAAUCCAAACAGCGAUGUCUAAACUCCAACUAAUGCACAAGAAGAAAGUGCUUAUUUUAGAGCGUUGUCAAACAGUUUUAAAUCAAAUUUAUUCAGCAGUGAUCUUGUCAGACUUUUCAAAACCCAGUUAGGCACGAUAGAUACUGUAUCAUACUGUAUUUAUCUCAAGGCGUUAGUGUGCAGCUCCAUGACAACAGGCUCAGUGUAUUUAUUGAUUUAUUUAUUUUAUUUAUUUCUUGUGUUAUGGCCGUUACUGGUUCAGCUCCGAUGGCACAUGCAGGCUUCGCCAGAGGUGAGCAGACGCGGGAUCAGUGGGGAUGUGCCUUUCAGACCCUGUUUUCAGUUCAGUGCACUGAUGGCUUAGAGGAAUGGACAAACACCCAUUGUACAGCUAAUGAACCGUUUCAAAUGUUAUUUCUCUCUUUAACAAGUUAAACAGAACAAGUUAUGAAAUUGUAUGUUGGAUGUUGGAUGCACCGUGCGGAGGCCUUGGCGUAGAUGCAAAUCUCGAUACAUACCACCCAUGCACACACGCAUGCACACAGGCAUACACGCAUACACACACACAAGCAUGCAUGCACACACAUAAGCACACACACACGUACUCAAACAUGCACGCACACAAGCACACACGGAGGCACGCACGCACGCACACGCAUACACAUAUACACAUAAGCACACAUGCACACACACACACACAUACACAUAUACACAAGCACGCAUGCACACAUGCACACGCACACACAAACAUACACACACACGUGCACGCACACACAAACAUACACACAGAAGCACACACACACGCACGCACAUGCGCACGCACAUACAUAUAUAUAUACACUUGUGUACUCGAAUGUUUUAAUCCUAACUGAAGUAAUCGGUGGAGUACUUCCUAAAUAUUUGUAAAUGACCUUUUUGUGUACAGUUGUGACCAUAAGAGUUCUUUGAAGUGUAUAUCCAAAACUUGAAUGAGGAAGGAGAUCAAAUAUUUUUGGGGAAAUUGGCUGAUUAAUUUCUGCACAAAUGCCCAUCCCAAUUGGAAUUCGUUGAUCAGAGUAGCGUUGUAAACAUUUUCAUUCAUAACUUCCCUUUUUGUUUGCAGUUUAUGUCCAGGCUAAUUGAUAUAUUAUUUUUGCACCGUUUCUAAUUCUAUAUAAUCAUAAAACAUGGGUUUUGCCAUGUUGUUUCUGAAGGAAAAAAAGAAAAGAUUUCAAUAUUAGUUCAUUACAUGUGUUACGAUCUAAUAUGAUUCUGUCCUCAGUUUACCACCACCACCACCACCACCCCCCCCCCCCAAAAAAAAAAAGAACUGAAAUAACUGCCCCUGGUCUUCCGAAUCCCUCUGUUAGAUUUUUGGAGGGGUGAAAGGGGCAUCAAACUCGACCAACUUUGGGGUAAAAACGAAGGCAGAGACAAAGCAUGAAGGGAAGGAGACCACGGUUUGGCUCCGUAGUCUGUUUACACUUUAUAAAGGGAAAGAGAAAAACAUGGUGGCAUAUGGUGUCAUUUAUUUUUUAAACAGAAAGACGUCUGCCAUUAUUUUUGUAUUAUUGACUGAAUGUAAUUAUUUAUUUUGCAAGAAAACUUUGUGUAACGGUAAGAUUUUAUUUAUCUUUUUUUUUUUUUUUUUUACUGUGACAGCACCUGUGCUGUUGUGGUGAGUAGAUGUGAAUAGAUUAGCAUACAGUACAUGGUUGCUUUUGCUGCAUUUUGUUCACUGUUGAGUAAAAAUGCGAACUGCACUUUACAAAUGAAAGAUUAAUUAUUGUAAAGCUCCUUUUACAUUUUUCUGUCUUUGUAUAAGUAAGCAUACCUAUAUCAUUUUUUAUUGUACUUAAAAUAAAUAGGUGGCAAAUAUUUUAUAUA
Messenger RNA from Anguilla rostrata (American eel), 3724 nucleotides. It is a transcript of the gene cbx7b, whose product is annotated as chromobox homolog 7b. The record is from RefSeq and is a predicted model, not a curated record. NCBI's taxonomy places the organism in Eukaryota, Metazoa, Chordata, Actinopteri, Anguilliformes, Anguillidae. The transcript is spliced from 6 exons. Gene Ontology annotation, biological process: negative regulation of transcription by RNA polymerase II. Gene Ontology annotation, cellular component: PRC1 complex. The coding region runs from base 513 to 1316 and encodes 267 amino acids.